Messenger RNA from Clonostachys rhizophaga, 2469 nucleotides. Lineage: Eukaryota; Fungi; Ascomycota; Sordariomycetes; Hypocreales; Bionectriaceae. The record is from the annotation of a GenBank genome assembly.
AUGGCUUCCACCACACAAUCAAUCGAUACCAGAGAUGCGACAUAUUUGCAACCAUUAAUCAACGAGGUCCUGUCAGACCACCUGCAAGGUGACGGUUCGCCGCCUCUCACGCGGGCCGUCCGCCUCGGCAACCUCGAGCUGGUCCGACACUUCCUCGACGAGGACCUUGUUGAGCAAGGCACCGGCAAUUGGCCUCUCUCCCUGGCAGCAAACCUUGGCCACAGCGACAUAGUCAAGCUACUUCUUGAUCGCGGCGCCGACGUCUAUCAACGUGACCCGUUGCUGGGCGAAGCCAUUGAGGCGGCGACACUCGCCCGGCACCCAAUCACGAUGCGCGUUCUGUGUGAAGCUGGCGCGCGAUUGGAUCACCUUUACCCCGGCGGCGACACGAUUUUGCAUCGUGCGGUGCAAUUGGGUGACCCCGGGCUUGUCAGGCUUCUUGUCAAUUCCGGGGCAGUCCUUGUACGGCCCGCGAGCGGUGAUGGCCAGACGGCUUAUUUAGAAAUGGUUGGCCUUCUUCUUGAGCUCGGGGCCGGUCAAGAGGACUCAAUCCCAUACGGGCAUAUGCCUCUUAUCCUAGCUGCACGUAAUGGCGAGGUCGCGAUCCUGAGACUGCUCUUUGAUCACGGAUGGGCGGCACUCGCGAUCGAGCAUGGCAGCAUAGUUCUCCAAGCUGUCGUCGGCCAAGGAAAGCUGGAAGCCGUCAUGUUACUCCUCGAAAUGGGAGUCAGUGCGGAGGGGCGUGAGAACGGCACCACGGCUUUACACCUUGCGGCCUUGGGAGGGCAUGUGGUCAUCGCAGAGCUGCUACUUGCAAACGGAGCAGACCUUGAGGCUGGUGAUGAUCAGAGGCAGACGACUCCACUCUGUACGGCAGUCAUGGCUAGGCAUGACCUGAUGGUUGAGUCUCUGCUCCGGAAUGGUGCCAAUCCUGCAGCUCAAAACCCCGAUGGAGCUUCCCCCCUCUCCCUCGCCGCAUUUGGUGGGCGCCUGGAUAUGGUGGAACUCAUGCUCGAACAUGGGCUGGACGGUGAAGGCAUGGCCGAAGAACGGGUCCGCCUAUUUCAACGGGCGGCGGUUCUUGGCCAUACUCACCUAAUCGAGCUCCUUCUUGACUCUGGGGUCGAUGUUGAUCACUUGCAUCACCCUGGCUGCAGUGCUCUUCACAUCGCUAUCGAGCAAGGACACACAGAACUGGCGCGGCUGCUGCUCGAUCGGGGCGCUUAUCCUAGGGCUAGGCAUCAAUUAUUCCAGUAUUCGCCGCUGCAUGUAUGCUGCAGACAGGACCAACCUGAGCUGGCACGGCUCCUGUUAGACAAGGGAGCCGAUCCAGGCGACGUGAAUGCCUACGGCAUGACCCCUAUGCAUUUUGCUGCAGAAAACAACUCUCUCAGCUGCAUCCGAGUCCUCUUCGAGUACUCGGCCGAUCUGAGCGCCGUGAGCAGUAUUCAGUCCACCCCUCUUACCGACGCGAUAUUGUCUAAUCACAAGGAGGCUGUCAAAGCACUGAUUGAGUGCGGGGCUGACCCCAAUAUCGCUCAACUCAGAAGCCCAUCCUUGGUUUUGGCUACUGGGCAAACGUCCAUGGUUGAGCUCUUGAUAGACCUUGGUGCCGACGUGUCGUUCCUUGAUCCAGCGGGGCGAACUCCCUUGCACGCUGCUGCUUAUGAUGGUCACCUCGAAGCAGCGAGAGUACUGCUGGAAAGAGGGGCAGACAUUAAUACGGAGGACUAUGCCGGCUACACCCCAUUAACUGAUGCUGUUGGACGAGGGCACUAUGAGGUUGUGAGGCUCUUGCUUGAUCGAGGAGCUGACCCAACUGUUCCAUCCAAGGCAAGCCCCUGUUCAUGCAUGUGGACGCCUCUGAAUGGAGCAGUAUGUUGUGGGAACACUAAGAUUUUGACUCAACUACUGGACGCCGUGGGAGUUCAUAACCUUCCAGUUAACCCAUUCGGAAGAUCUCUUAUAUUUUUUGCGGUAUCCCACGGUCGGUGUGAAGUAGUGAAACUUCUUAUCGAGAUGGACGAAAAUCAAACACACUUGCGAGACAUGUACGGAUCAACUCCUCUCGGUAUGGCAGUACGCCUCGGAAAGGAGGCGGUUGCUCAAUUAUUGUUUAAUGCCGCGCCGCCCUCUUUGGACGCUGAUGAAUUUCAUGGGAAAAGCCUUAGAUGGUGGCUGGACAACGCGGCGACGCCCAGUAUGCAGGAACUCUUCCGAAACCUCGAAGCGAGCACCGGCCCUCGAGAGGUUAAUGAUGAAGUCACUCACUAUGACCCUAGAUCUGGCGCGCAUUGCGAUACCUGUCUUAGGAAAAUGAGCAAUGCUCAGCCUCGGUACCACUGUAAGAUAUGUAUUAGUGGUGGUUUCUACAGUUGUGUUCAUUGCGUCAAAGAAGGGGGGGAGUGCUUGGACCCAUCACAUGAAUUACUGUACCACGCUACAUCUCCUUUUGAGACGCCUCGUUAG